GUUGAUGCUGAGGUCUGUGUUUCGCAAAACCCGGGUCACGCUACAAGCAUGUUUUUGCUGUGGCUUGUGGGUAUGGUAUCUUUGGUAUGGAAGAGAAAUGGGUCGUCGUUGAAACUCUGAACCCCCAAAGGUAGAGGAUGUUAUUGUAAUAUUGUGUGCAGCCAGGAGCCAGAUCGGCAACAGGGAACGGGCAAACGGCAUUGAACGGCAGAGGUAGUCACAUCGUAAACGAAGAGCAUUUUUCAUUCCCAUUUUCAUCGUCACUCCGCCAUAGAAGAAUCAAAUCGCAGAAAUUGCUGAUCUGUUUCAUUUAAGUCAGAAAAGAAGGUGGUGCCUGGAUGGACGACCUGCCAGACCAGUUAGUUUGGGAUAUUUUAAGUAGGAUUAAGAAAACAAAAGACAGAAACUCUGCGUCUCUAGCAUGUAAACGCCUCCACAAACUAGAGAAUGAACAGAGACAUUCUCUUCGUGUUGGUUGUGGACUAAACCCUGCUAAUGAAGCCUUGACUUCACUCUGUAACAGGUUUCCCAAUUUGGAGAAGGUUGAAAUAAUUUAUGCAGGUUGGAUGUCCAAACUUGGAAGACAAUUGGAUGAUGAAGGUCUUCGCAUUCUGUCCAAGAACUGCCCUUCGCUGACCCAUCUCACCUUAAGUUAUUGCACUUUUAUCACUGAUGUAGGCCUUAGUUUCUUGGCUUCUUGCUCCAAACUUUUCGCAUUAAAAUUGAAUUUUUCCCCCAGAAUUACUGGUUGUGGCAUAUUGUCCCUUGUUGUGGGAUGCAAAAACCUCACUAUUUUUCACCUAACCAGAUGCCUAAACGUUAGUAGUGUUGAGUGGUUAGAAUAUCUUGGAAAGCUUGAAACACUCGAAGAUCUUUCGAUCAGAAAUUGUCGGGGAAUUGGUGAAGGUGAUUUGAUAAAGCUUGGACCCAGCUGGCGCAAACUAAAACGGUUGCAGUUUGAGGUGGAUGCUAACUACCGAUAUAUGAAAAUGAAAGUAUAUGAUCGAUUGGCCAUAGAUCGAUGGCAAAAGCAAUGGGUCCCAUGUGAAAAUUUGCUGGAGCUGAGUUUGGUAAAUUGCAUCAUUAGCCCAGCAAGAGGGCUUUCCUGUGUGCUGGGGAAAUGCAAGAACUUGGAAAAGAUUCACUUAGAUAUGUGCUUUGGUGUAAGGGACUGUGACAUGAUAAGCUUAGCACAAAACUCAAGUAAACUGCGGUCCAUUUCCCUCCGAGUUCCAUCAGAUUUCUCACUCCCGCUUUUGAUAAAUUCUCCAUUGAGAUUAACAGAUGAGAGUUUAAAGGCUGUGGCCCAAAACUGUUUGAUGCUUGAAUCAGUCCGGAUAUCUUUUUUGGAUGGGGAAUUCCCUUCGUUUUCUUCAUUUACAUUAGAAGGAAUCCUUAUGCUGACACAAAUGUGCCCAGUUCGUGAACUUGUUCUUGACCAUGUGUGUUCCUUCAAUGAUGUUGGAAUGGAAGCCCUUUGUUCUGCACAGUAUCUUGAAACCCUGGAGCUUGUUGGAUGUCAAGAGAUCAGUGAUGAAGGGCUGCAGCUUGCAAGCCAGUUCCCCCAAUUGAACAUUUUACGGCUGAGCAAAUGCUUGGGAGUCACUGAUGAUGGGUUGAAGCCUCUUGUUGGAUCCUACAAGUUGGAAUCACUGGUUGUAGAAGAUUGUCCACAAAUUUCUGAAAGGGGUCUUCAAGGAAUUGCAAGGUCUGUAUCAUUUAAGCAAGACUUGUCAUGGAUGUGUUGAACUCACUUCAUGCUCAAAAUGCUGGACAUUGAAUAUCAGAUGCUCUUUGUUCUCUAUUAGGUCAUCUCCUGCCUUCUUGUGUUUGUAAUAUAUGUGUCAUUCAUAAAUAUUUGUAAAAAUUUAUUAGAAGCAUGCAGUUUUACAUUGUAUUUAGCCUGUCGCAAAAGUGGCAAGGAAGUAUUUGUAACCAACGGCAGAGAGUUGGGAUCAAGACUUUGCUAUUCUAUUGUCUGUAAAUCCAUUGCAAGUUGCUUUAUAUCUAAUCAUUUGAAUAUUUGGAAACUA
Malania oleifera is the source of this 2033-nucleotide messenger RNA. Its product is annotated as F-box/LRR-repeat protein 14. Gene Ontology annotation, biological process: SCF-dependent proteasomal ubiquitin-dependent protein catabolic process. NCBI's taxonomy places the organism in Eukaryota, Viridiplantae, Streptophyta, Magnoliopsida, Santalales, Ximeniaceae. Gene Ontology annotation, molecular function: protein binding. The transcript has 2 exons. Gene Ontology annotation, cellular component: SCF ubiquitin ligase complex. The coding region runs from base 339 to 1748 and encodes 469 amino acids. The record is from RefSeq and is a predicted model, not a curated record.